AUGGAAGGGAAGAACUGGACAGCUGUGGCGGAGUUUGUCCUCCUGGGCCUCACAAGUCACCUCCAUCAGAAGAUCACCAUUUUCUUCCUGCUUCUCUCUGUUUAUCUCAUCACACUGGGCAGUAAUUUGGGGAUGAUCACUCUCAUAUGGCUUGAUUCCAGACUCCACAAUCCUAUGUACUUUUUCCUUAGCCACUUGUCCUUUGUAGACAUUUGCUUCUCUUCCUCCAUCGCCCCCAAGACGCUGUGCCAUAUCUUUGUAGAGAAGAAGAGCAUCUCUUUUGUGGGCUGUGCUGCACAGAUGUGGUUCCUUGGUCUCUUUGUGACAACAGAAUGUCUUCUCCUGGCUGCCAUGGCCUAUGAUCGGUACACCGCCGUGUGUAAGCCCCUGCUGUAUACACUCGUCAUGUCCCCGCGGGUCUGUGUGCAGUUGGUGAUGGGGUCCUAUGCCAUAGCUCUUAUAAACACCAUGACCCAUACAGUGUUGACAUUUUCCUUACCCUUCUGUGGUCCAAACACAAUCAAUCACUUUUUCUGUGAUAUUUCCCCAUUGCUUUCUCUAGCAUGUGUUGACACUUGGAUCAAUAAUCUGUUGCUUUAUGUCUUGGCUGGAGCUUUAGGAGUGCUCAGCGGUGUAAUCAUCACAGUGUCCUAUGUGUGCAUCACAGUGGCCAUCCUGAAGAUCCAGACUGCCCAGGGCAGGUGGAAGGUUUUCUCCACAUGUUCCUCUCACCUGACCACCGUCUCAGUCUUGUAUGGGACACUUUUCUUCACCUAUGUCCGACCUAGCUCAGGCUCAUCUCUGAAUACCAAUAAAGUUAUUUCUGUGUUCUAUACCAUGGUCAUCCCUGGGUUGAAUCCCCUCAUCUACAGCUUGAGGAACAAGGAGGUGAAAGAGGCAUUUAAGAGAAAGGUAGAAAGGAAGCACUUUCUGACUGGUGGGUGA
Cavia porcellus (domestic guinea pig) is the source of this 945-nucleotide messenger RNA. RefSeq names its product olfactory receptor 5G3-like. Gene Ontology annotation, molecular function: odorant binding; olfactory receptor activity; G protein-coupled receptor activity. The transcript has a single exon. Bases 1 to 945 code for a protein of 314 amino acids. Gene Ontology annotation, cellular component: membrane. NCBI's taxonomy places the organism in Eukaryota, Metazoa, Chordata, Mammalia, Rodentia, Caviidae. The record is from RefSeq and is a predicted model, not a curated record. Gene Ontology annotation, biological process: sensory perception of smell; G protein-coupled receptor signaling pathway.